CGGGCUUCGAAUCCCGGGCCGUCACACUAAUACAUCUCCCCUGCUGCGCAGAGUCUGUAUGCUGGGUAAUCGCCCGCUGAUCUCCAAAGGGUUCGACGUGUGCGCCAAAACACUGGAGAGUGGCAACGGCACGGUCACCACCAAGCUGUGGAAUGUCUUCUGCGACUCGCCCUUCCUCAACGCCACCUGCGACGAGUACUUUGUCAACAACAACGUGUCCUUCAUCCAGGGCAUCCCCGGGGUCAUGAGCGGCAUCCUCAAAGGUGAACAGAAACCAGCUACUGGUCCUCUGUGGCCCAGUUGGUAUAGCAACACCAGGAUCGUGGGUUUGAUUUCCGCUAUGGUCACCCGUAUGUAAAAUGUUUGCAAGCAUGACCGAAGGUCGCUUUGAAUAAAAUGAUUUGCUAAAAUGCUAGUGUUAUGUUACUAUAUUAUUAUAAUAGCUAUUAUUUUGUGGCUAUCUACUUUUUAUUUCUAAACAGUUACACCUACAGCACAAAUAACAUGGAUUGAUCUGGUCCACCUACACUCAGGUCACUGUACCAACAGUACACAUGCUUGCACACACACUUGCGGGAAACACCUGCGUGGACUUGCGGGAAGCAUACUACAAUUUCUUUAUUCUGAAUUUCUUUUAGCCCUCUUGGAUCUCCAAGAUCUUGUGCUCCUGGAACUUAUGGUCAAGCGAUUUUAAAUGAUAUUGAUCUUCUCCUCUCUCUCAUCCCCUCUCUCCUUCCCUCUCACUCCCCUCUCUCCCAUUCCCCCCCCCCCCCCCCCCCCUCCCCUCACACACAGAGAACCUAUUUGGGAAUUACCUGGAGAAGGGAGAUCUGGUGGCUAAGAAGGGGAUUGCGACCGUUGAGGGCCCUGAUGACACGCUGACCAACUCCAACCGCUACGUCCUGGCCGACAUCACCAGCUUCUUCACCCUGCUGGUCGGAAUCUACUUCCCCUCCGUCACAGGUCAGCUGAUAGGAAGCGGAUGAUGCAAAGAGGAAGAGACACAAGGCUGAAUCUCAAAAGUAAUUUCCCUCGAUUCCUCGUAUCCUCAAAGGGUGAAUUCACCAAGGGUCAAUCUCGAGGAGGAGAGAGGACGCAAGGAAUCGAGGGAAAAUACUUUUGAGAUUCAGCGUUGUGUCUCUUCCUCUUUGCCUUUGUAUUGUUUUGUGUGUUUGUUUUUUAUCUAGGGGGGAUAUGGGAGAUUUACAUAAAUUCAUUGAAAGACUGAAAGAUACAGUAAAAGGUUUAUCUGAUGUCAGGAUUUCUUCAACACAACAAGCAGUUUGUUAUUAGAAGGAUAAUGUUGCUGUGUUUCAGUUGUUGUUUGUAAUUCAGUUGUAGUUGUAAUUUGACAAAGGAGAGUUUGUUUGAAAUCUACAUUUACAUGCUAUUGUGUGAGUUUCUAAGGUUACCAUUUGAUUAUCUGAGUGUCCUCAUUCAUGGACCUCUCUGACUGUGUGUCUUGAAGGUCUCUGACUGAAACGGACCUCUCUGACUGUGUGUCUUGAAGGUCUCUGACUGAAACGUCGACACAGCAAAUGUGCAGAUGUAAUAUUGUGUGUGCAGGAGUUUUUCCAAAGUGACCUCUCUACUUGUGUGUCACAGGGAUCAUGGCCGGAUCCAACCGGUCAGGAGAUCUGCGCGAUGCUCAGAAGUCCAUCCCCAUCGGCACUAUCAUGGCCAUCACCACUACCUCAAUAGUGUGUAUCCUUAUUCUGGUGCACUUCUGGACUCAGUGGGCUAGUGCACUCAACUUUUAACUGUGGCGCACAUGUUAUCUGUCAAUCAGAGGAGGCUGGUGGGAGGAGCUAUAGAAGGACGGGCUCAUUGUAAUGGCUGGAAUGGAAUCAAUGGUAUGGUACCAAACACAUCAAACACAUGGAAACAAUGUGCUUGACUCUGUUCCAUUUAUUCCAUUCCAGCCAUUACGAUGAGCCCGUCCUCCUAUAGCUCCUCCCACCAGCCUCCACUGCUGUCAAUAGUAAAAUAACUAUAUUUUAUACGAACACUUUUGUAUUUUACUUUCCAACAUAAAUACAUACAAUUGAGGUUUAAUUGAAUGUAGCCUAUGGCCUCAAGCUUGUUAUGUUAAGAACGAAAAGCAUGUUGCUCUUCCUCUUAAUCUCAAGUGACCAUUACAGGACAAAGCAAUCAAUCAUGUAUCACAAUACAUCAGACAUAACCCAACAAUAACCGCACUGUCGAACCAUGUUCUUAUGUAACUCUCAAUGCAGCACUGUAAACUCAGUGUGCAGAUAUGAAACAGAUACGUGAGGAUAUGUCCCUAUGUGCUAGGUAUGGUUUUGUGUCUGUCUGUCUGUUUUCCUUAAUGUGCCCUUUUAUAGACAUGUCCGCUGUGAUCCUGUUCGGUGCCUGUAUCGAGGGAGUGGUCCUUAGGGACAAGUAAGUUAUGGAUAUUAAGUUCAAAGUUCAAGCUUUUCCAGUGCUGAGGUACUUGGUGAGGGAGGCCAUACCUGGGUCGUAUUCAACUGAAAACGUUUUUAAACAUUUCGCAACGGAAAACAAAAAUUAGCACAUUUACUUGCAGUAGUAGACCAGGUAGUCCCUCCCUGUUUCAGUCAGUUUUCUUCCAUUUGGUGUCUAAUGAAUAGGAUCCUGGUAAUUGGCUCUCCUCCUACCUUUCUUCAUUUCUGAUUGGCUGGGUGUCAUGUCCAUCUCCUUCAGGUUUGGGGAGGGCGUCAAUGGCAACCUGGUCAUUGGCACCUUGGCUUGGCCGUCCCCGUGGGUUAUUGUCAUUGGCUCCUUCUUCUCCACCUGUGGGGCGGGGCUUCAGAGCUUAACGGGUGCCCCGCGUCUCAUGCAGGCCAUCUCCAGGGAUGGUGUCGUGCCCAUCCUACGGGUCAGUCUGUCAUUCUGUAAAAAUUCUAGAAUUUAGCACUGAUCUGGGACCAUUAGUUAUGAUCAUUCUCACAACAUUCUAGAAUUUAGCACUGAUCUGAGACCAUUAGUUAUGAUAAUUCUGUCAACAUUCUAGAAUUUAGCACUGAUCUGGGACCUUUAGUUAUGAUAAUUCUGUCAACAUUCUAGCAUUUAGCACUGAUCUGGGACCAUUAAUUAUGUUGGUUUGUCAACACGUCUCAUAUCAGUCUCAGGUGACAUUGAUCACUAUCACUUUUGGUGUCUGUGCACACUAAUGUUAAUGAUCAGGUCUCAGGCAAGCAUCAGGUCUCAUGUGUGGUUCACCAAAACACCUCAGUAGUAUCUACAUACAACCUGCCUUGAAAUAAUGGAAUAACUACUGUAAGUUAUAACUCUAGUCCAUCUCGGUGUGUGAUGUGUCCUGCCAGGUGUUUGGCCAUGGGAAGGCCAACGGGGAGCCCACCUGGGCCUUGCUACUGACGGCCAGUAUCUGUGAGAUCGGGAUCCUCAUUGCCUCCCUGGACGCAGUGGCCCCCAUCCUCUCCAUGUGAGUGUCUAUGAGCCAGAUCAGGAGUUGUUCCCCACCUGGCCAGGAAAAACGUGUUUUUAGUCAAAUACUAUACAGUGGGGAAAAAAAGUAUUUAGUCAGCCACCAAUUGUGCAAGUUCUCCCACUUAAAAAGAUGAGAGAGGCCUGUAAUUUUCAUCAUAGGUACACGUCAACUAUGACAGACAAAAUGAGAAUUUUUUUUCCAGAAAAUCACAUUGUAGGAUUUUUUAUGAAUUUAUUUUCAAAUUAUGGUGGAAAAUAAGUAUUUGGUCAAUAACAAAAGUUUCUCAAUACUUUGUUAUAUACCCUUUGUUGGCAAUGACACAGGUCAAACGUUUUCUGUAAGUCUUCACAAGGUUUUCACACACUGUUGCUGGUAUUUUGGCCCAUUCCUCCAUGCAGAUCUCCUCUAGAGCAGUGAUGUUUUGGGGCUGUCGCUGGGCAACACGGACUUUCAACUCCCUCCAAAGAUUUUCUAUGGGGUUGAGAUCUGGAGACUGGCUAGGCCACUCCAGGACCUUGAAAUGCUUCUUACGAAGCCACUCCUUCGUUGCCCGGGCGGUGUGUUUGGGAUCAUUGUCAUGCUGAAAGACCCAGCCACGUUUCAUCUUCAAUGCCCUUGCUGAUGGAAGGAGGUUUUCACUCAAAAUCUCAUGAUACAUGGCCCCAUUCAUUCUUUCCUUUACACGGAUCAGUCGUCCUGGUCCCUUUGCAGAAAAACAGCCCCAAAGCAUGAUGUUUCCACCCCCAUGCUUCACAGUAGGUAUGGUGUUCUUUGGAUGCAACUCAGCAUUCUUUGUCCUCCAAACACAACGAGUUGAGUUUUUACCGAAAAGUUCUAUUUUGGUUUCAUCUGACCAUAUGACAUUCUCCCAAUCCUCUUCUGGAUCAUCCAAAUGCACUCUAGCAAACUUCAGACUGGCCUGGACAUGUACUGGCUUAAGCAGGGGGACACGUCUGGCACUGCAGGAUUUGAGUCCCUGGCGGCGUAGUGUGUUACUGAUGGUAGGCUUUGUUACUUUGGUCCCAGCUCUCUGCAGGUCAUUCACUAGGUCCCCCCGUGUGGUUCUGGGAUUUUUGCUCACCGUUCUUGUGAUCAUUUUGACCCCACUGGGUGAGAUCUUGCGUGGAGCCCCAGAUCGAGGGAGAUUAUCAGUGGUCUUGUAUGUCUUCCAUUUACUAAUAAUUGCUCCCACAGUUGAUUUCUUCAAACCAAGCUGCUUACCUAUUGCAGAUUCAGUCUUCCCAGCCUGGUGCAGGUCUACAAUUUUGUUUCUGGUGUCCUUUGACAGCUCUUUGGUCUUGGCCAUAGUGGAGUUUGGAGUGUGACUGUUUGAGGUUGUGGACAGGUGUCUUUUAUACUGAUAACAAGUUCAAACAGGUGCCAUUAAUACAGGUAACGAGUGGAGGACAGAGGAGCCUCUUAAAGAAGAAGUUACAGGUCUGUGAGAGCCAGAAAUCUUGCUUGUUUGUAGGUGACCAAAUACUUAUUUUCCACCAUAAUUUGCAAAUAAAUUCAUAAAAAAUUCUACAAUGUGAUUUUCUGGAUUUUCUUUCCUCAAUUUGUCUGUCAUAGUUGACGUGUACCUAUGAUGAAAAUUACAGGCCUCUCUCAUCUUUUUAAGUGGGAGAACUUGCACAAUUGGUGGCUGACUAAAUACUUUUUUUCCCCACUGUAACUACGUAGUUGGCCAGGUAAAACUCUGGGUCCUAGUUACAGCAUAUAACUAUUUGGACAGGUAAAACUCUUGAUCCUAGUAUUUACAGCCUAUAAUGAUUUGGCCAGGUAAAACUCUGAGCCCUAGUAGUUACAGCCUAUAACUAGGGCCCAGAGUUUCCUGAUCAGGUCACAUGACCAGGUAAAACUCUUGGCCAUAUUCAUGAGUGCUGGGAUGCACUCAUCCUGUACUAAUAUGGAUUGUCCUAAUAUGGACACCGUAAAUAUGACAUAAACUAUUUGAUUUUAUUCAAUAAAACUAUUUGCAAUAUUAAAGCUCCCUAAAAAUAGAGAUUAUAUAAAAAUAAAAAUAAAUACAAACUUCUGACAAUGGACAAAUACUUCUCAGCACUUGAUAAGGUGAAGUUAAGCACAUUCUUAACACAAUGCAAUGAUCUACUAGUAUUAACAUCUUAGAUUAUAAUUUUUUUGUGUUAUAAGCUUAUAAGCAUCUUAUAAGCAAGUAAUUGGAGCCUUACAGACAUACAACGUGUCCAAAUAAAGACAAAAUUGUGUUUAUUUGUUAGCCACUUUGCUGUCUCUCUUUCACUUUUUGCAAUGUCUGAAGGCGUUGUUUCUGUUGUAUAGGUUCUUUCUGAUGUGCUACAUGUUUGUGAACCUGGCCUGUGCCUUGCAAACCCUCCUGAGGACGCCUAACUGGAGGCCACGUUUCAAGUUCUAUCACUGGUGAGACCCACAACAACCCAUCAAAUGAACGCAUCCUGGGGGAGAUGAAAAAAAGGGCCUUGGAAUGUGUCUGGGGUGUUUUUUUUUGGUUCAUUUUACAUUUAAAAAGGGAUAUUGUGGGUUUUGGGAUGGGGGGGGUUUCUAAUGUAAAAUAAAUUAUCUUUUGGGGAAAGCCCCCAAAACGGACCGGAAAAAAAGGGGCAAGGGGAGGGGGAGAGGGAGAGGGGCGAAAGAGAGAGAGAGGGAGAAGGGGAGAGAGAAAGGAAAGGGAGGAAAAGGGAAAGGAGGGGGAGAAGGGGAGGGGGCAAGGAGAGAGGGGGAAAAGGGAAGGAGGGGGGAGAGGCGGAGAGAAGAGAGGGGCGAGAAGGGGAAGGGGGAAAAGAGAGAGAGAGGGAGAAAAAGAGAGAGAGGGGAGAGAGAGGGGGGAAGGAGGAAGGGGAGGGAGAGGGAGAGGGAGGGGGAGAGGGGAAAAAGGGGGGCGAGAGAGAAAAAGGGGAAAGAGAGGGGAAAAGGAGAUGGAGGAGGAGGAGGAGAAGAGAGAGGGGGAGAAAAAGGUGAGAGAGAAGAGGGGGGGAGGGAGAGCGGGCGGGAAAAUAGAGGGGGAAAAUUGGCGACCCCGGGGGGGCACGGCAAAGGGGGGGGAGAACGCGCGCGGCGGGGCGCGCGGGGGAAAAAGAGAGAGAGAGAGAGGAGCGAGAGAGAGGAAGCGGGGGGGGCGAAAGGGAAAGGAGAGAGGGGGGAGGGGGGGGCGGGAGGGGGGGAGAGGAAAAUAGAGGGGGGAGAGAGAGGAGAAAAAAGGGGAGGGGGGAGGAGAGAGGAGGGGGAAAAGAGAAGGGGGGGAAAGAGUUUUUUUUUUUAAUUUUUUUGGGUUUUUUGAACUCCUUCCCUUUCUUUUCUCCCUUUCCCCUUUUUUCCCAAAGGGAGGGGAGAGGGGGAGAGAAGGGGAGAAGAAGAGAGAGAGAGAGAGGGAGAGAAAGAGGGAGGAGGGGAGAGAAGAGAAGGGAGAAAAGGGGAAAAAAAAAAGAGGAAAAGAGGGGAGAGAGAAAAGGGGGAAAACGAGAGAAAAGGGGAAGAGAAAAGGAGGAAGAGGGAGAGAGAGGGGAGGGAGAAAAAGAGGGGGAGAAGAAGAGAGGAGGGGAGAGAGAGAGGGGGAGAGGGGAAAAGGGGGAAGAGGAGGUUUUAAAAAAUUUUUGGGGAGAAGGGGAAAGAGAGCGGGGGAAGAGAGAGAGAGAGGGAGGAGAGGGGAGGGAGGCGAGAAAAAAGAGGAGAGGGAGGAGAGAGAAGAGAGGGGAGAGGCGGGGAGACAAAGGAGGAGGAGGGGAGAGAGAGAGAGAGAAGGAGAGGGGGAGUAGAGAGGGAGAGAGAGAGAGGAGGGGAGCGAGAAAAGAGAGAAAAGGGAGAGGGGGAGAGGGGAGAAAAGAGAGGGGAAGAGCAGAGAGGGGGGGAGGAGAGAGGGGAGAGCCAAUAAAAAAAAAGGGCAAAAAAACCCCAAAAGGGGGGGGUUUUUAUAUCUUUUUAUAUAUUUUAUAAUCAUAUUAUUUUUUUUCUUUUUUCUUUUAUUUUUAUAUAUAUAUUAUUUUUUUUUUAUUUUAUUUUUACUCUUUAUUUUUUUUUUUUUGUUUUUUGGUUUUAAAUUUAAUUUUUUUUUUUUUUAAUUUUUAUUAUCUAUAUUUUUUUAUGUCUAUUUUUUUUAUCUCUCUCUCUCUCUCUCUGUUUUUUAAAUUUUUGUCUUUUUUUCCCCUUUUAUUUUUAUUUCUCUCUCUCUCUUUUUUCCUAUUCUCUCCCCUCUUCUCUUCUCUCUGUUUUUUCCCCCUCUCCUUCCCCUUCUCUUUUUAUUUAUUCCUAUCUUCUCUUCUCCUUAAAAUCUAUAAAAAUUUUUCUCAUGUUUUUUUUCGGGUCUUUUCUUUAGACCCCCCUUCCUGACAUCUUCUCUCUCUCUAUGACCCCCUUCUUCUUUUAAACUCUUUGUUCUUUUUCCUCUAAUCUCUUUUCUCAAAGGGUCCCCCUUUCUUUUUCCCUUUUCCGGGGUUUUUCUUAUCUUUCCUUCUCCCCCACCAAUUCUUAUGCCUCUCUUCUUCUUUUGGUCUUUUAAGGUCUACUCCCCCUUCUCCUUUUAUAUAAUGUUUUUAAACCCUCUUUUCUUACUCUUCUCUUUUUAAUGGGGGGGAAGGGGGAAAAAAAAGGGGAAUGAAAAAAGGACCCGAAACCCCAAAGGGAGGGAAAAAAGGGGGCCCCCGGGAAGUUACCCAAUAAGGUUAAAUUUUAAAAAAUUUUUUAUUUUUAAAAAUAUUAUUUUUUUUUUUUAUUUUAUAUUUUUUUUUUAUAUUGUAUUUUUAUUUUUAUUUAAAAUAUUUUGAUUAUAAAAUUAAUAUAUAUAUUAUUUUUAUUUUUUUUAUUAUUUAUUAAUAUUAUAUUAAUAUUUUUUUUUUUAUUUUUAUUUAUUAUAAUAUUUAAUUUCUAAUUUUUAAGGGUUAAUUUUUAGGGUUUUUUAUUUUAAUUUAUUAUUAUACUCUUUUUCUAUACUUUUAUAUUAUCUUCUCUACCCCUAUAAGGUUUUAAUGUUACUCCCUUUCUUCUCUUUUUAUAUUUUCCCUAUUCUAUUUUCCCCUCUUGUCUCUUCUCUCUCUCUCUGUCUACUUUUCUAUGUUUUUCAGGGGUAUUCCCCCUUCCCCCCUAUCCCCCCUUAAUACCCCCUUCCUAUUUUUAGGGGAAUAUUUUAUGCCCCCGGGUUCGAAAUUAGGAAGGGGCGUGUUGGGUCUGUAUGCGCUAAUAUACUCUAUCUAUGUCUCCGCGCUCGAUCGCUUUUUCUCUAGUCUCUUUUUUCUUGGCGUUCUUUUUAUCCUUUUUUUUCCUCUCUCUUCUCUUUUAUCCCCUCUUCUCUGUCUUAAUGUCUAUUUCCUUCUCUCGGUCUCUAAUGUUUAACUCCCCUUGUCCUCUGCGGGAAAAACGGCCCUUCCUGGGCAUGAUUUCUGGGUCUUUUUCCUCUUUGGUUCUUUCUUUUCCCGGGUUUACCCCCAUCGUCGCCAUGGGGGAUGCCGGCAGUAUCUACAAGUAUAUCGAGUUCCGCGGGUGAGUGUAGCGCGACCCCCAGGAUAGAUUGAAUUCGCUGGCUGUGUCUGUGCGUGCGUGUUUGUGUGCAUAUGUGUGUGUGCGUGUGUGUGUGUGUGUGUGUGUGUGCGUGUGUGUGUGUGUGUGUGUGUGUAUUUGGGGGGAUUACAAAUUCUAUCAUUCAGUCAGGCCCGUUAAAGGGGAAAUGUAUGGUUUGAACGGUUUAGUGUUAUGGCUUGUGUGUGAGACAAUGUCUUGGGUUCUAAUGACUUGGCUUGAUGGUAAAGCUGCUUGAAAACAGAGUUUGGCUAAUACAGACUUAGAAUUCUGUCUGUGGGAAAAUAUGCAUUAAAGUGUUUCAAGGGACUUUUGUUCAUUGAACGUCGACUGCGAGUCAACGAUACCUCCCAGGCUGAUGUUUAAGCGAUUUUAAAUAGCCUACCUGUCAGUGAAAAUAAGCUUGACAUUUAGAUGUGUUAGAAGCCUGUGCAUUUGACUGAAUAACAAUGUUAUAAUGUUGGCAUUUUAAUUUGUCAUAGACAUGUAAUAAAACAGUUAUAGUUAAUGGUGUAGUAAUAACUAUGUAAAACCAUUGGUUGUGACAUGAUUGAAUGAUAUAACCCAUGUGUUUGAUUGUGUGGCAGGGCGGAGAAAGAGUGGGGUGAUGGGAUACGAGGCAUUUCUCUCAGCGCUGCCCGAUACGCUCUGAUGAGACUGGAGGAGGGGCCGCCGCACACCAAGAACUGGAGGUGAGACGCACACACACACACACACACACACACGCACACACACACGCACCCGCACACACACACACACACACACACACACACAUACACACACACACACACACACACACACACCACACACACACACACACACACACACACAUACACACACACACACACACACACAAACAAAUAAGCUACACAGGCACAUUUUUGUGUCAGCUAUAUAAUUAACAUGAAAAUGAACAACAUGUCUGUGCAUGUGGAGCGUUCCGUUUAAUUAAUUUCUAGUUUCGAUCUACUGUCAUGUAACAGACAAUAAUUGUUUUUCAGACGUACUUGUGAUAACCUCAGUGCACUCUUCCUUGCUUUCUCUAUCUCUCUGUCAUCUUGCUCUACCUUUCUCUCUUUUUCAUCUCUGUGCUACACACAAAAAAAAUAUAUUCAAAAUGUUUUACUGACAUGACAGAAGUACAGUUGAAGUCGGAAGUUUACAUACACUUAGGUUGGAGUCAUUAAAACUUGUUUUUCAACCACUCCACAAAUGUAUUGUUAACAAAUUAUCGUUUUGGCAAGUCGGUUAGGACAUCUACUUUGUGCAUGACACAAGUAAUUUUUCCAACAAUUGUUUACAAACAGAUUAUUUCACUUAUAAUUCACUGUAUCACAAUUCCAGUGGGUCAGAAGUUUACAUACACUAAGUUGACUGUGCUUUUAAACAGCUUGGAAAAUUCAAGAAAAUUAUGUCAUGGCUUUAGAAGCUUCUGAUAGGCUAAUUGACAUCAUUUGAGUCAAUUGGAGGUGUACCUGUGGAUGUAUUUCAAGGCCUACCUUCAAACUCAGUGCCUCUUUGCUUGACAUCAUGGGAAAAUCUAAAGAAAUCAGCCAAGACCUCAGAAGAAAAAUUGUAGACCUCCACAAGUCUGGUUCAUCCUUGGGAGCAAUUUCCAAACGCCUGAAGGUACCACGUUCAACUGUACAAACAAUAGUACGCAAGUAUAAACACCAUGGGACCACACAGCCGUCAUACCGCUCAGGAAGGAGACGCGUUCUGUCGCCUAGAGAUGAACGUACUUUGGUGCAAACAAUCCCAGAACAACAGCAAAGGACCUUGUGAAGAUGCUGGAGGAAACAGGUACAAAAGUAUCUAUAUCCACAGUAAAACGAGUCCUAUAUCGACAUAACCUGAAAGGCCGCUCAGCAAGGAAGAAGCCACUGCUCCAAAACCGCCAUAAAAAAGCCAGACUACGUUUGCAACUGCACAUGGGGCCAAAGAUCGUACUUUUUGGAGAAAUGUCCUCUGGUCUGACGAAACAAAAAUAGAACUGUUUGCCCAUAAUGACCAUCGUUAUGUUUGGAGGAAAAAGGGGGUUGCUUGCAAGCCGAAGAACACCAUCCCAACACAAGCACGGGGGUGGCAGCAUCAUGCUGUGGGGGUGCUUUGCUGCAGGAGGGACUGGUGCACUUCAGAAAUUAGAUGGCAUCUUGAAGCAACAUCUCAAGACAUCAGUCAGGAAGUUAAAGCUUGGUCGCAAAUGGGUCUUCCAAAUGGACAAUGACCCCAAGCAUACUUCCAAAGUUGUGGCAAAAUGGCUUAAGGACAACAAAGUCAAGGUAUUGGAGUGGCCAUCACAAAGCCCUGACCUCAAUCCUAUAGAAGAUGUGUGGCCAGAACUGAAAAAGCGUGUGCGAGCAAGGAGGCCUACAAACCUGACUCAGUUACACCAGCUCUGUCAGGAGGAAUGGGCCAAAAUCACCCAACUUAUUGUGGGAAGCUUGUGGAAGGCUACCCGAAACAUUUGACCCAAGUUAAACAAUUUAAAGGCAAUGCUACCAAAUACUAAUUGAGUGUUUGUAAACUUCUGACCCAGCUGUAUAUAUAUAUAUAUAUUUGUAUAUUGCCAAAGCAACACGUUGAAACCUUUUCUCCUAUUCCCUCCUUCCCUCCCUCCUACCUUUCCUUUCCUUCUCUCUCCCUCCAGGCCUCAGCUGCUGGUGUUGGUCAGUACAGACGUGGAGCAGAACGUGGAGCAGCCUCGUCUGCUCUCGCUGACUAACCAGCUGAAAGCAGGCAAAGGGCUGACCAUCGUGGGCACCGCCUUGGUGGGCACCUAUCUGGAGAACCACCCCCAGGCCCAGCGGGCAGAGCAGGUUAGAUACCAGGCAGAUCCCAUGGCAUCCCACUGCAUAUCACACAAACAGCACUACUCUCCGAUCUGGACUAAUUCAGACUUGAUCCUGUGGCGCUGUUCUAAGAUUCACACUAGCGUAGCACUUAGAAUGAAGCCGUACUUACAGUCAGUGUUACCACUGUCUAUUUCACCUUUAUCUCACCCUUCACCUCAUGGGCAAGUCGUUGACCCUUUAAACCCUUAUUGAUAACAUUGACAUACUGUUUUACCUACUUCAUAUGUACAGUGGGGGAAAAAAGUAUUUAGUCAGCCACCAAUUGUGCACGUUCUCCCACUUAAAAAGAUGAGAGAGGCCUGUAAUUUUCAUCAUAAGUACACGUCAACUAUGACAGACAAAAUGAGAAAAUAUUAUCCAGAAAAUCACAUUGUAGGAUUUUUAAUGAAUUUAUUUGCAAAUUAUGGUGGAAAAUAAGUAUUUGGUCAAUAACAAAAGUUUCUCAAUACUUUGUUAUAUACCCUUUGUUGGCAAUGACACAGGUCAAACGUUUUCUGUAAGUCUUCACAAGGUUUUCACACACUGUUGCUGGUAUUUUGGCCCAUUCCUCCAUGCAGAUCUCCUCUAGAGCAGUGAUGUUUUGGGGCUGUCGCUGGGCAACACGGACUUUCAACUCCCUCCAAAGAUUUUCUAUGGGGUUGAGAUCUGGAGACUGGCUAGGCCACUCCAGGACCUUGAAAUGCUUCUUACGAAGCCACUCCUUCGUUGCCCGGGCAGUGUGUUUGGGAUCAUUGUCAUGCUGAAAGACCCAGCCACGUUUCAUCUUCAAUGCCCUUGCUGAUGGAAGGAGGUUUUCACUCAAAAUCUCACAAUACAUGGCCCCAUUCAUUCUUUCCUUUACACGGAUCAGUCGUCCUGGUCCCUUUGCAGAAAAACAGCCCCAAAGCAUGAUGUUUCCACCCCCAUGCUUCACAGUAGGUAUGGUGUUCUUUGGAUGCAACUCAGCAUUCUUUGUCCUCCAAACACGACGAGUGAGUUUUUACCAAAAAGUUAUAUUUUGGUUUCAUCUGACCAUAUGACAUUCUCCCAAUCCUCUUCUGGAUCAUCCAAAUGCACUCUAGCAAACUUCAGACGGGCCUGGACAUGUACUGGCUUAAGCAGGGGGACACGCCUGGCACUGCAGGAUUUGAGUCCCUGGCGGCGUAGUGUGUUACUGAUGGUAGGCUUUGUUACUUUGGUCCCAGCUCUCUGCAGGUCAUUCACUAGGUCCCCCCGUGUGGUUCUGGGAUUUUUGCUCACCGUUCUUGUGAUCAUUUUGACCCCACGGGGUGAGAACUUGCGUGGAGCCCCAGAUCGAGGGAGAUUAUCAGUGGCCUUGUAUGUCUUCCAUUUCCUAAUAAUUGCUCCCACAGUUGAUUUCUUCAAACCAAGCUGCUUACCUAUUGCAGAUUCAGUCUUCCCAGCCUGGUGCAGGUCUACAAUUUUGUUUCUGGUGUCCUUUGACAGCUCUUUGGUCUUGGCCAUAGUGGAGUUUGGAGUGUGACUGUUUGAGGUUGUGGACAGGUGUCUUUUAUACUGAUAACAAGUUCAAACAGGUGCCAUUAAUACAGGUAACGAGUGGAGGACAGAGGAGCCUCUUAAAGAAGAAGUUACAGGUCUGUGAGAGCCAGAAAUAUUGCUUGUUUGUAGGUGACCAAAUACUUAUUUUCCACCAUAAUUUGCAAAUAAAUUCAUUAAAAAUCCUACAAUGUGAUUUUCUGGAUUUUUUUCUUCUCAAUUUGUCUGUCAUAGUUGACGUUUACCUAUAAUGAAAAUUACAGGCCUCUCUCGUCUUUUUAAGUGGGAGAACUUGCACAAUUGGUGGCUGACUAAAUACUUUUUUCCCCCACUGUAUAUACUGUAUUCUAGUCAAGGCUCAUCCUAUUAAACUACUGCUGUGCACACCUUUAUUUAUUUAUUUUAUUUAACCAGGUAAGCCAGUUGAGAACAAGUUCUCAUUUACAACUGCGACCUGGCCAAGAUAAAGCAAAGCAGAGCGAUAAAACCAACAACAACACAGAGUUACAUAUGGAAUAAACAAAACAUACAGUCAAUAACACAAUAGAAAAUCUAUAUACAGUGUGUGCAAAUGUAGUAAAUUAUGGAGGUAAGGCAAUAAAUAGGCCAUAGUGCAAAAUAAUUACAAUUUAGUAUUAACACUGGAGUGAUAGAUGUGCAGAAGAUGAUGUGCAAAAAGAGAUACUUGGGGGCAAAUUAGCAAAAUAAAUAACAAUAUGGGGAUGAGGUAGUUGGGUGGGCUAAUUACAGAUGGGCUGUGUACAGGUGCAGUGAUCGGUAAGCUGCUCUGACAACUGAUGCUUAAAGUUAAUGAGGGAGAUUAGAGUCUCCAGCUUCAGAGAUUUUUGCAGUUCGUUCCAGUCAUUAGCAGCAGAGAACUGGAAGGAAUGGCGGCCAAAGGAGGUGUUGGCUUUGGGGAUGACCAGUGAGAUAUACCUUCUCUAUUAAUAUACUGUCUAUACACACCAUUAUAUAAAGCGUUUAUAUACACACUGAAGAAAAAUAUAAAUUAAACAUGCAACAAUUUCAAAGAUUUUACUGAGUUACAGUUCAUAUAAGGAAAUCAGUCAAUUUAAAUAAAUUAAUGAGUCCCUGCCAUCUGCCUGGUACAGUUGAAACUGGGAUUCAUCUGUGAAGAGCACACUUCUCCAGCAUGCCAGUAGCCAUCGAAGGUGAGCAUUUGCCCACUGAAAUUGGUUAUGACGCCAAACUGGUGAGGAUGACGAGCACGCAGAUGAGCUUCCCUGAGACGGAUGUGGAGGUCCUAGGCUGGCGUGGUUACACGUGGUCUGUGGUUGUGAGGCCGGGUGAACGUCUGGCCAAAUUCUCUAAAACAACGUUGGCGCGGCUUAUGGUAGAGACAUGAACAUUCAAUUCUCUGGCAACAGCUCUAGUGGACAUUCCUGCGGUCAGCAUGCCAAUUGUGCACUCCCUAAAAACUUGAGACAUCUGUGGCAUUGUGUUGUGUGACAAAACUGCACAUUUUAGAGUGGCCUUUUAUUGUCCCCAGCACAAGAUGCACAUGUGUAAUGAUCAUGCUGUUUAAUCAACUUCUUUAUAUAUAACACACCUGUCCGGUGGAUGGAGUAUAUUGGCAAAGCAGAAAUGCUCACUAACAGGGAUGUAAACAAAUUUGUACACAACAUUUUAGAGAAAUAAGCUUUUGUGUGUAUGGGACAUUUCUGGGAUCUUAUAUUUCAGCUCAUGAAACAUUGGACCAACAUUUUACAUGUUGCAUUAAUAUUUUUGUUCAGGAUAUAUAUAUAUAUAUAUAUAUAUAUAUAUAUAUAUAUAUAUAUAUAUAUAUAUAUAUAUAUAUAUAUAUAUAAAUAGUGCCUUCAGAAAGUAUUCAAAUCCCUUUACUUUUUUUAAAUUUUGUUGUGUUACAGCCUUAAUUUAAAAGGGUUUAAAUUGAGUCAAUAAGAAUUCAACACCUUUGUUAUGGCAAGCCUAAAUAAGUUUAGGAGUAACAAUGUGCUUAACAAUUCUCAUAUUAAGUUGCAUGGACUCACUCUGUGUGCAAUAAUAGUGUUUAACAUGAUUUUUUCAUGACUACUCCAUCUCUGUACCCCACACAUACAAUUAUCUGUAAGGUCCCUCAGUCGAGCAGUGAAUUUCAAACACAGAUUCAACCAUAAAGACCAGGGAGGUUUUCCAAUGACUCGCAAAGAAGGGCACCUAUUGGUAGAUGGGUAAAAAGAAAAAAAGCAGACAUUGAAUAUCCCUUUGAGCAUGGUGAAGUUAUUCAUUACACUUUGGAUGGUAUAUCAAUACACCCAGUCACUACAAAGAUACAAGCGUCUUUCCUUACUCAGUUGCCAGAGAGUAAGGAAACCACUCAGGGAUUUCACCAUGAGGCCAAUGGUGACUUUAAAACAGUUACAGAGUUUAUAGGAGAAAACUGAGGAUGGAUCAACAACGUUGUAGUUACUCCAAAAUACUAACCUAAAUGACAGAGUGAAAAGAAGGAAGCAUGUACAGAAUACAAAUAUUCCAAAACGUGCAUCCUGUUUGCAAUAAGGCACUAAAGUAAAACUGCAAAAAAAUUGGUAAAGAAAUUCAUUUUAUGUCCUGAAUAGAAAGCGUUAUGUUUGAGGCAAAUACAAUACAAUACCUCACUGAGUACCACUCUUCAUAUUUUCAAACAUGGUGGUGGCAUCAUGUUAUGGGUAUGCUUGUCAUCGGCAAGGACUAUGUUUUUUUUUAGGACAAAAAUAAACGGAAUAGAGCUAAGCACAGGCAAAAUCCUACAGGAAAACCUGGUUCAGUCUGCUUUCCAAUAGACACUGGGAGACAAAUAUUCACCUUUCAGCAGGACAAUAACCUAAAACAAAAUGCAAGAUAUACACUGGAGUUGCUUACCAAGACGACAUUGAAUGUUCCUGAGUGGUCUAGUUACAGUUUUGACAUAAAUUGUCUUGAAAAUCUAUGGCAAGACUUUAAAAUGGCUGUCUAUCAAUGAUCAACAACCAAUUUGACAGAGUUUGAAGAAUAAAAAAUAAUAAAAUGAGCAAAUAUUGUACAAUCCAGGUGUCCAAAGCUCUUAGACUUACCCAGGAAGACUCACAGCUGUAAUCUCUGCAAAAGGUGGUUCUAACAUGUAUUAGAUAUUUCUGUAUUUCAUUUUCAAUAAAUUGGCAAACAUUUCUAAAAACAUGUUUUCACUUUGUCAUUAUGGGGUAUUGUGAGUAGAUGGAUGAGAAUUUUUUUUAUUUAAUACAUGUUGAAUUCAGGCUGUAACACAACAAAAUGUGGAAUAAGUCAAGGGGUAUGAAUACUUUCUGAAGGCACUAAUAUACUCUGACAGUGCUCGUUCGGAUAUUUCUUACUAAACAUUUUUGGGAUUUCUGUGUAUUGUUUUUGUAUUGUUAGGUAUUACUGCACUGUUGGAGCUAGAAACAUAAGCAUUUCGCUACACCUGCGAUAACAUCUGCAAAAUAUAUGCACGUGACUAAUACAAUUUGAUUUGAUUGAGAUGUCUGUGGCUUAGUUGGUUCCAGAAACCUUACUCUCUCCUCCCUUCCCCUCCCACUCACUCUCUCUACCUCCCUUCUUUCUCUCUCUCACCCCCAUCUCCCUCUCCACCCCCCCUCCCUCCUCCAGUCUAUGCGUAAGCUGAUGGAGACAGAGAAGGUGAAAGGCUUCUGCCAGGUCACCAUCUCGUCCAACAUGCGUGACGCCACCUCCCACCUGCUCCAGGCUAGUGGGCUGGGCGGCCUCAUGCACAACACGGUGCUGGUCAGCUGGCCGCGCAACUGGAAGCAGGCCGAUGACGUCCAGACCUGGAGGGAUUUCAUUGGUGGGUCACAGAGGGGGUCAACAAUGAAUGGUCAAUUGAAAUGGGGGGUACAGGAAGUUAGAGUGAUAGGAAAAACAAAAGUGAGCGUUAUUGAUCUAGGUUAUUACUGUAUAAUUACCAUUUUACCUUUCUAAGUAAAUUCGGAGUAAUUUUGGUACCGUAAAAUGAAGAAUCAGAUCUGUCUGUUUGAUUGAAAAAAUCAGGAUCUUUGGGGGAGGUUGUUGACAUAUCAUCAGAAAUAAUGCUUAUUUUUUAAAUUUCUGUCCACAAUAUCAAUAUGAUCACUAUAAUCCAUAUACCACCUAUAUAGGAUGAAGUAGAUUUUCCAUAAAGGUUCUUGAGUGAUGAUCAGACUCAAAUGAGAUGAACCCCUCCCCCCUCCCCCCUGUCCUGUAGAGCUGGUUCGGGAGACCACGGCCGCCCACCUGGCCCUGCUAGUGCCCAAGAACAUCGCUGCCUUCCCGUCCAAUGGAGAGCGCUUCUCCGAGGGCCACAUUGAUGUGUGGUGGAUCGUCCACGAUGGAGGCAUGCUGAUGCUGCUGCCUUUCCUCCUGCGCCAGCACAAGGUAGGCUGCCCACCACACGCCCUCCCUGAGACAUGGGUCGCAUUGCUUUGAGCAUGUUUUAUCUUCCUAAUAUUGAGUUGAACCACCCCACCCCCUUUUGCCCUCAGAACAGCCUCAAUGUGUCGGGUCAUGGACUCUACAAGGUGUCGAAAGCGUUCCACAGGGAUGCUGGUUCAUGUUGACUCCAAUGCUUCCCACAGUUGUGUCAAGUUGGCUGGAUGUCCUUUAGGGUGGUGGACCAUUCUUGAUACACACAGGAAACUGUUGAGUGUGAAAAACCCUGCAGCGUUGAAGUUCUUGACACAAACCGGUGCACCUGGCACCUACUACCAUACCCCAUUCAAAGGCACUUAAAUAUUUUGUCUUGCCCAUUCAAUCUCUGAAUGGCACAAAUACACAAUGUCUCAAUUGUCUCAAGGCUUAAAAAUCCUUCUUUAACCUGUCUCCUCCCCUUCAUCUACACUAAUUAAAGUGGAUUUAACAAAUGACAUCAAUAAGGGAUCGUAGCGUUCACCUGGAUUCACCUGGUCACUGGUCAGUCUAUUUCAUGGAAAGAGCAAGUGUUCUUAAUGUUUUCUAUACUCAGUGUAUAACUAGUCAUGCACUCCGUUAUAUAGUAAAGUGCAAUGUACAGAUAAAAAACUAUGGUGCAGAGCAUUCGUCAGCGCAUUAACUAAUCAAUAUGCAUCAGAGGAGACUGGUGGGAGGAGCUAUAGGAGGACAGGCUCACUGUAAUGGCUGGAAUGGAAUAAAUGCAACGGUAUCAAACAUAUGGAAACCACGUUUGACUCUGUUCAAAUUAUCCAAUUCCAUUCAUUACAAUGAGCCUGUUAUCCUAUAGCUCCUCCCACCAGCCUCCACUGAUACGCAUGCUAUGGCAGUUUCUAUAGUGUACCUAAUCAUGAAGGUUCUAACCAGAUUACCGUAAAACAGGUUAUAGAUGAGCAGAUUACAAUGCUCUUUCCUGCCGACAGGUGUGGAGGAAGUGCAGGAUGCGCAUCUUCACCGUGGCCCAGAUGGACGACAACAGCAUCCAGAUGAAGAAAGACCUGACCACCUUCCUGUAUCACCUGCGUAUCGAUGCCGAAGUUGAAGUGGUGGAAAUGGUAAGGCUCCAUAUCUGUCUAUAGCUGCUUCAGGUGGGAUGAAGUCCAGUGUGUAAUAACAGAUAUACAGUAUGUACCUAAAGGGGUUGCUGCACGGACCUACAGGUGAAGCUUGCUUAGACAAGCCAUUGAACAUAUAGUUGGUACACUGAGUUGGUUUAAUCCAUAAUACUGUUUCUCAUAGUUACAAAUCUGUUUAAAUAUACAGUACAAAUAUAUUUUUUUAUUUACAUUUUAGUCAUUUAGCAGAUGUUCUUAUCCAGAGGCGAUUUACAAUUAGUGCAUUCAUGCUAUCCUUAUGCAUGAAGCUGUUGUUAAAAAAAGUGCAUCUUCCAUGUAAUUUCCAUGCAGUGCUGCUGUCCAACCCAUAGACUGACUAAACCUCUAUAAAAAAACAAGUUGUCCAUACUACCUAACCUCUUUGGUAUCUGUCCAUCCUCGAUGUUGCACUAACCCAGGCCUCUCCUCUCUCAGCACGACAGUGACAUCUCAGCCUACACCUAUGAGAAGACCCUGGUGAUGGAACAGCGAUCGCAGAUCCUCAAGCAGAUCAACCUGACCAAGACCGAGCGAGAGAGAGAGGUUCCGCUUUAGAAAUAUAAUUACUAGAACGGCAAAAGGCCAUAAUUCUAGUUCUAUGGUUUUACAUUUACCACACCGCUACUCCAUCUUACUCCACAACACAAUGCCAUGUCUGAAUUAGAAUCCCAGACCCAACAGCAGUGACUAAGGUCUGGGAUAAAAAAAUAAAAAAAAUCCUAACAUAUCACGAGGCAGACAUGCCAGAACGUCGCAAUUCAAAACCAAAGUUUUCAGGCAAAACCUGCAGUGGUUUUAGUGAAGGUAGUUGAAGAAAACUAGCCAUUAAAGAUAACCUCUGAUCUCCAUCUUGCUAGCUGCUAGUUUGUGUCCUGGAGAUGUGGGCAACAAACGGACAAGGCAGUGACGUAGGCAGUGACGUAGUUCCACUAACUAACUAUGACUUUAAUUACAACUAAGACAUAAGAACGAAAGGGAACACAUCAAACAGUAUUGCUUCACCCGAAAGUGAUUGAAUUGUCUACAUUGACAGACAGUGUUUUGAAAACGUCAACGUUCAUAACCUUGUUUUGUCUCCAUGCAGACGAUACAAAACAACGUAUCAAUCAUAUUGUGAUGAUAUUAGCACUCCUAUGCCUGAUUCACACAGUAGGGCCGACCCAAACCCAACUCUCAUUGUCCUCUCCAGCAUGGUUCCAGCAACUACGAUGGAUGCGUAACCAGGCCAGCUCAGUACAGCUUGGCUCAGUUUGGCUCAGUAUUGUGAAAAGGAUACUAGCUGCUUCAUUCAGCCCUUUGUCUUCCUUUCGCAGAUCCAGAGCAUCACAGACUCAUCCCGCGGAUCCAUCCGGCGUAAGAACCCGGCGGUGGUGACCACCCAACUGAGUGUGACCGAAGAACAGCCCGGGGCGAGCAGCAAGGUGGAGAAACCCGAGGAAGAGGUUGGUACUGAUACUGUCCGGUCAACCGAGCCACAUUCACUCUAACCAGCGUAUACUGUAUAAUUAAGAAUUCCUGCUACGAGGCCAGUGCCUGCGCCAGCAAAGACUUGGAGAGCAGAGCAGUCAGUUGACUUGUGAGUGGUUGUUAUGUGAGGUGUUGAAAUAUUAGGUCGUCAGUGGUUUUGACCGUGGUGUAGUUGUUUUUCAGACUUCCUUAAUUUUUUAUGCUAUGAGGAAAAAUGCAGUCAGGCAUGGUCUAGGAAUGGCUAAGGGGCUGGGGUUGUGAACCGCUGGUGUUGACAUUGAGGUCAGCGACCCUGAAGUAGUGGAUUUUUAAACUUCCAACUCACUCUACCAGUGUUUUUUAAAUGUUUUUUAAUUAAAUUUUUUGCUGUGAGGCAUUCAGGGAAUGGUUAAAGGUCUGGGGUUGUGAACUGAUGGUGUUGACCUGGGAGGUCAACCACUUGCAAGAAAGUACCAGACUUAUUGUGAAGUGACUGGAUAAGUCUGAGGAACAAUUUAUUUUGCACAGGCAAGACUCACACAGGCUCUCGACUAGUCACAGUGUUUCAUGGGAUACCAGGAAAUGCAUCGUAGGCCUGUGUUGUUCGUAUGUGUAACAUUAGGGAAAAAGACAGAAAAAGUAUUGUCUGCCUGUGAGUUUCUGGCCUUCCAUUAAAAGUCAUAGUAAGGUGAGUAGGCUACAGAUGUGUUGGUUCAAACAUUCCUUUCCAGACAUACUUUUUAAUCAGCCCAACUGUAUGACUGACCUCCAAAUGCAAGGCCUUCUUGAUAAUGGCUCUCUCUCUCUCCCUCCUCUGACCCUCACACUCACUCUGUGGUUCCAACUCGCCUCAUCUCACCUCGUCUCUCCCCCCCUGUCUCGUGGUCUCAGUCUGCCUCUGUCGCUGUGUCCCCUCCCACUCAGGUCCAGCUCAUCCACGACAGCACCACCCCGACCAGUCCCGCCACCCCCCUGUCUCCAGCCACCGAGGGGGGGGCCCAGACCCCAGGGUCUGCACAGGUCCAGAUGACCUGGACAGAAAAGGCUGACGGCGAGCCGGCCAAGCCUCCUGGCACCUCCACGCCGGAGGGCAUCAAAGACAUCUUCAACAUGAAGCCGUGAGUGUGGUUUGGCAAAACUGGUAUACUCCCAUGUUGGAACUGAAAGUUCCUGAAGAGUAACAUUCUGAUUGGCAUUCUUCUCAUCUUGGGACAUUUGGUGUCAAAAUGGCAGCAGUUUAAAUUCAACAUCUUAAAGUGAUAGUUCACUCAAAACAACUUUUAGUGUGCAUGUCAACAGUCAAGUUUUCACGAUAGAGCACUGUCAGUACAGAAAAGCUGUGCGUUUUGGAUUCUCUCCUUUAAUCUUGUGUUUCUCUCCUUGCCAUGCUGCAGGGAGUGGGAAAACCUGUAAGUAUUUCCGUAGCGCAAACUUUACAUAAAACUGUGGUCUGGUACAUAUACCUAUACAUUUCCUCUAGAAUUUCAUGGAUCAACUCAGCAUAGCACAAGUUGAUUAUGUCUUGAGUGUUCUGAAUGAAAAGGUGAAUGCAUAAGUGAUAGAAUGAAUGAGUGAAAGAGUGACCAUUUGUUUUAGCUGUUUGUGAAUUAGUAGCCUGAAGAGGUUGCUGUUCCACAGUUUGUUUUGCUGAACGCCUAAAAAUAAUACUGCAUUAUGAACAAAUCAACCUUUGGUUUGGAGCUUAGUAGAGACCAUCUUGUUUUUUUCCCACCAGAAACCAGUCCAAUGUGAGGCGCAUGCACACGGCACUGAGGCUGAAUGGUGUCAUCGUGAAGAAAUCCUCAGAGGCCAAGCUGGUGCUCCUCAACAUGCCCGGGCCGCCCAAAAACCGUUCUGGCGACGAGAACUGUAUCCUUCUUUCUCCAUCUCUCUCUCUCUCUCUCUCUCUCUCUCUCUCUCUCUCUCUCUCUCUCUCUCUCUGUCUCUCUUUCCAGCAGUGGUCGUCUUAGAACAGACAAAAAUGUAUUAUCACAGGCAUACAAGCUGUUUGUUCUCAUGUUAGGGUUUAGGUAAGGGGUUUGGGUGAAUGGACAAAAUCGUAUUUGUUGUUAGUGUCUGAAGUUGGACUUGACGUCCAAUUUUACACUGUAUGGGGUAAUAACUAAACGUUGCUUUCACACCAAAUGACCAUCACUUUAAUGAAGUUAACACUCCCAUGGUAUGUUUACAGAAUAGAGAACGUGUUACGUCAGUGGUUCCCAACCUUUUUCGGUUACUGUACCACCAACUGAAUUUUGCUCUGCCCGGAGUACCCCUGAAGUACCCCUCGUGCAUUUUACCAGUAGGCCUAUGGUUUCAUGAGUCUUCUCAAGUGCCCCCUGUGGAUAGGCCAAGUACCCCUAGGGGUCCUAGUACCCCUGGUUGGGAACCACUGCGUUGCAUCAUUUUCACACAGCCGAUGUGCCCACAGAAGCUGUGUCACAUGCCAUUACAAGUAAGUAUCUGUCUACUAGUAAAAGAUAGUAUGGUGCUAGAGGUGCACCUGUUAGUUGUUUUCCUUAACAACUCUCUCUCAGACAUGGAGUUCCUGGAGGUCCUGACGGAGGGUCUCAACAGGGUCCUCCUGGUUCGCGGUGGCGGUCGUGAGGUCAUCACAAUCUACUCUUGA
This is a messenger RNA of Coregonus sp. 'balchen', 22875 nucleotides long. NCBI's taxonomy places the organism in Eukaryota, Metazoa, Chordata, Actinopteri, Salmoniformes, Salmonidae. The record is from the annotation of a GenBank genome assembly.